Molecule: messenger RNA, 1218 nt
Organism: Aspergillus affinis
Lineage: Eukaryota; Fungi; Ascomycota; Eurotiomycetes; Eurotiales; Aspergillaceae
Product: RNA-binding protein
Exons: 4
Coding region: 1-1218 (405 amino acids)
Biological process (GO): mRNA splice site recognition
Cellular component (GO): cytosol
Molecular function (GO): mRNA binding
Source: RefSeq, a predicted model, not a curated record
AUGUCUUUCCAGAACUUUGAAUCUUUCCCCAACCAGCACCCCGCUGCGGACGCUGCCGGUGCGGCCCCUGGCGCCCCUGCUCCCGCGGACACGGCCAUGACCGGUCAGGCCGACCCUACGACCGCCGCGUUCCAGGGUCCUGCUCCCGGUGAACCCAAUGCUGCCGUUCCCCAGCAGGGCAACGAUGGCAAGACUACGCUCUGGAUGGGUGAGCUUGAGCCUUGGAUUGACGAGAACUUCGUUCGCAACCUCUGGUUCCAGAUGGGCGAGCAGGUCAAUGUCAAGAUGAUCCGCGACAAGUUCUCUGGGAGCAACGCCGGCUACUGCUUCGUCGAUUUUGCCUCUCCCGCCGCCGCUGCCAAGGCCCUGUCCCUGAACGGCACCCCCAUGCCCAACACCAACCGUCUCUUCAAGCUGAACUGGGCUACCGGUGGAGGUCUUGCCGACCGCAGCCGUGACGACCGUGGCCCCGAGUACUCCAUCUUCGUUGGUGACCUCGGCCCCGAGGUCAACGAAUACGUCCUCGUCUCUCUCUUCCAGAGCCGUUUCCCCUCGUGCAAGUCCGCCAAGAUCAUGACCGACCCCAUCAGCGGCAUGUCCCGUGGCUACGGCUUCGUUCGUUUCUCCGACGAGAACGACCAGCAGCGUGCUCUCAGCGAGAUGCAGGGUGUCUACUGCGGCAACCGUCCCAUGCGCAUCUCCACUGCCACCCCCAAGAACAAGGGUCCCGGUGUUGUUCCCGGUGCCAUGGGUAUGCCCGGUCCCGCGGGCAUGUACCCCCCUAUGGGUGCUCCUCCCAUGGGCUUCUACGGCGCUCCUCAGCCCAUGAACCAGUUCACCGACCCCAACAACACCACCGUGUUCGUCGGCGGACUCUCUGGCUACGUCACCGAGGAUGAGCUCCGCUCUUUCUUCCAGGGAUUCGGCGAGAUCACCUACGUCAAGAUUCCCCCUGGAAAGGGCUGCGGUUUCGUCCAGUUCGUUCAGCGCCACGCUGCCGAGAUGGCCAUCAACCAGAUGCAGGGAUACCCCAUCGGUAACUCUCGCGUGCGCUUGAGCUGGGGCCGCUCUCAGAACAACUCCGGUCCCGCCGGCAGCCCCUACCGCCCUGCUCCCCCUCCGCCUCCGAUGUACCCUUCUAUGGGCAUGCCCCCUGCCCACCAGUACGGCGGUUUUGCACCUAUGAAGGUUGGUGGUCACCCUGAAGACACUGCUUAA